Trametes versicolor FP-101664 SS1 is the source of this 822-nucleotide messenger RNA. Its product is annotated as DUF55-domain-containing protein. The transcript has 9 exons. The record is from RefSeq and is a predicted model, not a curated record. Lineage: Eukaryota; Fungi; Basidiomycota; Agaricomycetes; Polyporales; Polyporaceae. The coding region runs from base 1 to 822 and encodes 273 amino acids. Gene Ontology annotation, cellular component: nucleus.
AUGCCCGCAAAACACUGGCUUAUGAAAGCCGAGCCCGACGAACGCAUCGUCAAAGGAAAGGACGUCAAGUUCAGCGUGGACGACUUCGAGUCCGUGAAGACGACGCCUUGGGAGGGGGUGCGCAAUGCAGAGGCUAGAAACCUGAUGAAAGAGAUGAAGGUCGGCGACAAGGUGUUGUUUUACCACUCAAACUGCAAGAGCCCAGGCAUCGCGGGCUUCGCAGAGGUCUCGAAAGAAGCCUAUCCUGAUUAUACGGCCUGGGACCCUGCACAUCCCUACUACGAUGCUAAGACCGACAAGGAGAACCCAAAGUGGUACAUGGUUGACGUGACCUUCGUCCGGCGCGCAUCACAUUUCGUGCCACUUUCCCUCUUGCGGGGUAUCGCGGCUGCAUCGGAACCACCAGAAGAGGUUGCCUACAUCGGAGACGAUGGCAUGAAAGCGGUCCAAGGCAUGGCAUUGGUCACAAGAGGCAGGCUGAGCGUGCAAAGGGUAGAGGAGGCAACCUGGAAAGUGGUUGAAAAGCUCGCUGAGCGUGGCGGAUGGGUGGAAGGCGCCGCGAAAGCAGGAAAGGGCAAGACUGCAGCUAAGUCGGGGCCGAAGGCCAAGGGUCGACAAAAGGUACCAAGGAAGAAGGCGUCCGAGGACGCGAGCGAGGAACCCGAGGACGACCCUGCAGAAGGGGUUGUAAGCGAAGCGGAUCAACCUGUGCCUGGACCUGCAGGCGGGACGACUCCGAAGAACCAGACAGGGCGGAAGCGCAAAGUUAGUGAUGCUGAAGUUGAUCCAAUGCCUCGGCGUUCGACUCGGGCGCGCAAGUAG